This is a messenger RNA of Menidia menidia (Atlantic silverside), 849 nucleotides long. Lineage: Eukaryota; Metazoa; Chordata; Actinopteri; Atheriniformes; Atherinopsidae. The record is from the annotation of a GenBank genome assembly.
AUGAGACAGAACAACAACAAAAACAUGCUGGGAAGACUUUCUGCAGCUGGAGGACAGAAGAUGGAGGAGCUGAUAGCAGUUGUUGGAGGAAACAUCACACUGACAGACUCCAUCCUGCAGAGAGGGUUUCUGUUAUUUAAAGGAAGUAACAUAGCUUCAUUAAGAAAAGGAGAAUUUGAUAUUGAAGACAAAACCUAUGAGAACAGAGUUCACUGGAACAAACAAACUGGACUCUUUACCAUCACAGACCUGCAGAAGAACGACUCGGGACUUUAUAAACUGGAGUCUAAAACAGAGUCUGUUUUCAGCUCCUAUCAGCUCAGAGUGUUUGGGCUGGAGGCCACGCAGCUGAGAGAGGAGCUGAAGUCCCGUGUGUCCACAGGCAGAAGCAGAGAGGAGGCAGAGCUGCUGUGGGUCAGGACCUGCUGGCCUCUCUGCCACCACAGGCUGGUGUUCCUCCCCACCCAGCACAGCAGCCAGCAGCCCUCAGAGCUGCUGUUCAGCCGCCGCACCGCAGGGGCGGGAACCCGCUCUGGGGGGGAAUCAAUCACUGCGGGACAUAAGACGGAGGAGCUGAGAGUUGUUGGAGGAAACAUCACACUGCCAGACUCUGUCCUACAGAAUGGGUUUCUGUCAAUAAAUGGAAGAAUCAUAGCUUUAGUAAGAAAAGGAGAAUUUGGGAUAGAAGAUCACUCCUAUGUGGACAAAGUCCACUGGAACAAACAAACUGGACUCUUUACCAUCACAGACCUGCAGAUCAGCGACUCAGGAGAUUACAACAUCAACUUUGACAUGGGGCCUGUUUACAGCUUCUCUCUCCGAGUGUUUGCACUCAGCUGUGACCUCUGA